CAACUCUCAUAUCCUAGGAUGUCUCACAUACCUUGUUCAAAGUCAUAACAUGUGAGCUCCUUCUGGCCCCGUCCAAGUGGAGAAGAAAAGGGGCCCCAAUUGCAAAUAAGCAACAAUCGCCGUUAACCCACUCAUUCAUCCGCUUCACUCAUGCUUCAAUAGAGCUGACACAAAGAAAAUUCAAAACGGACUAAGUACAACACAGCCACUCGCAUUCAACUUACCAGAUUUGCUGGCAUGAUUUGUUGCUGGUGUAUCCCCUGAGCUGCGGGGUAACAUGGCCAGAUCACGGCUUGAGCCUUGCGUAUACCUCUACACCUGUAGUAGCUAGUGUGCCCGGCAAACACCAUCUAUCCGGACUUCAUCUACAUUCCAUCCCACCACUACUACUUCCAAUUCUAAACAAACGGCCAAAGUAGCACCACACCAUGCCCAAAAUCCCCCUCCUCAAGGGCCUCCUCCUCCCCAUCGGGGAGAUCCCCUUAGACAGCAUCCAACCAGACCCCAACAUCAGCUGCACCAAAAAGGACCUCAAAACAAUCACGUCCUAUAACCUCCUUCCGAAGAAGGAAAAGAGCAUGGUAGUUCCAGGAACACCCCCCAUCUACAAACCCCCCACCACCCCCCUCCUCAUCCCCGCCGACUCCGGAAAAUACAUCCUCGACCCCAACAGCCACAUCUUCCCCAAAUGCUCCCUGGAACCUCUCCUCCGCGCCAUCUCCACCAGCACCAGCACCAGCACCACCCCCAAACCAAAACUAAACCUCACCACAACGGACCUAAUCACCGACCGACGCAACCUCCGCCUCCUCCUCUCCUUCGUCAGCGCCAACAAAAAGCCCUUCCGAAUCAACAUCGAAGUAAUCCACUCGACGGUACUCUUCUCGACCUGGACAUCCAGCAAAACCAACACCAACUUCGUAGGCAAAUUCGAAGGCUACGGCCACUCCUUCGAGAAAACAUCUACCUGGACGCCGCGCUACAUCCGCGGAAGCAUCAUCCACAACAGAGUGGUACGGUAUACCCUGGGCGGGAUACACAUCCUGCUUCGCUAUGAAGUAGACGCAUGCAUGCCCGGGAAACCACACACUCCCAAUCCCAAUAAUACCAAUCAGCAAUCACCCACAGGGAUACACAUAAUCAACUCCGGCACCCUCGUCCCUCCGCACCGCAUAAUCGAGAUCAAAACCGGCCCUGUGAAUAAACGACUCGAUAACUCCAAGAACCUAUCGCAGAUGUGGUUCUCGCAUACUCCGAUACUGUGUACGGGGCAGUAUCAGCCCGACGGGACGUUUUUGCCCGCGCGGACGCAGAAUAUGGAGAAGGAGGGGAGGUUGGCGCAGUGGGAGAGGGAUAAUGAGGAGAAGAUACGGAAGUUGGUGAGCGUGUUGGAGAGGGUGUUUGAGGUUGUGAGAGGUGUGCCGCAUAAGUGUGCGUUGGUGCAUAAUGGGGAUGGGGUGUUGAGGGUGUAUCAGGAUGAUGGGAAUGGGGCCGUGGGGAGGGGGGUGCCGGGGGAUUUGCUGGGGUUGUGGGAUGAUGGGGGUGUCCCAGUUAAGUAA
This is a messenger RNA of Aspergillus welwitschiae, 1559 nucleotides long. RefSeq lists its product as uncharacterized. Lineage: Eukaryota; Fungi; Ascomycota; Eurotiomycetes; Eurotiales; Aspergillaceae. The record is from RefSeq and is a predicted model, not a curated record. The transcript has 2 exons. Bases 429 to 1559 code for a protein of 376 amino acids.